UAAUAUUUGUUUUAUAGUUUUACUUCAGCUGUUCAGCUUAGCGUUCAUAUUUUAUUUCCCGUACGUGUGCGAUGUGCACACGUUCUCAAAACGGAGCAUAUAUAUCUACGUGUCAAAUAUGUAGGAAGCUUCAAUCUUUGAUUUAAUUGAGUUGUAUAUGUUGUAAUGAAUACGAUGAUAAAUACCAGUGUUAAAGAUAAAUAUCGAAUACACAUAUUUAAAUAUGGAUUUUCUGUGUGCACAGUGAACAUUUCUUAUAGGUUAGCGGUGAAUGUAUGAUUAAGUAAUUUAAAAAGAUUUAUUUGUGUGUAUAAAUAUUUUAAUAUUAUUAAAAUGCUGAGACGACGACACGUCAAUGUUAAGACAGUCAAAGAACUGGACGCAUUUCCCAAAGUUCCUGAGUUAUAUGUCGACAAAACUGCAGUGGGAGGAACAUUUUCUAUCUUUACAAUAUUUAUCAUUGCAUAUUUAAUAAUAGCAGAAACAAGCUACUAUCUUGAUAGCAGAUUGCAAUUCAAAUUUGAGCCAGAUACUGAAUUUGAUGCAAAGCUACAAAUUAAUAUUGACAUAACAGUGGCUAUGCCAUGUGGUCGUAUUGGUGCGGAUGUUUUAGAUUCUACAAAUCAGAAUAUGUUAAGCUAUGAUUCUUUGGAGGAGGAGGAUACAUGGUGGGAAUUAACGCCGGAGCAAAGAUCACAUUUUGAAGCUUUAAAGCACAUGAAUUCGUAUUUGAGAGAAGAGUAUCAUGCUAUUCAUGAACUCCUUUGGAAAUCAAAUCAGAUUACCCUUUAUAGCGAAAUGCCAGCACGGUCCUAUAAACCAGAUUAUGCACCAAAUGCUUGUCGUGUUCAUGGCAGCGUGAAUGUGAAUAAGGUCGCGGGAAAUUUUCAUAUAACUGCUGGAAAAUCAUUAUCUUUGCCACGUGGUCAUAUACAUAUCUCUGCAUUUAUGACAGAUCAAGAUUACAACUUUACUCAUAGAAUUAAUAAAUUUUCUUUCGGUGGACCUAGUCCAGGUAUUGUGCAUCCUCUUGAAGGCGAUGAGAAAGUUGCAGAUAAUAAUAUGAUGCUAUAUCAAUAUUUUGUUGAAGUUGUCCCUACCGAUAUUAGAACAUUAUUAAGUACAUCAAAGACAUACCAAUACAGUGUUAAAGAUCAUCAAAGACCAAUUGAUCACCACAAAGGAUCUCAUGGAAUACCAGGAAUUUUUUUCAAAUAUGAUAUGAGCGCACUUAAGAUAAAAGUAACGCAGGAACGUGAUACAAUUUUUCAAUUUUUAGUAAAAUUAUGCGCUACUGUGGGCGGUAUUUUUGUUACAAGUGGAUUAGUUAAAAAUAUUGUACAAAGCUUUUGGUACAUUGUAUAUUGCAAAUUCUUAAAUUCUGAAAAGAAAGCAGACCACGGAUCAUCGGUUCCAUUACAUUCCAUGGAUUAUCGGACUCCUAAUACCAUAAAUUUAUUUGAUGUCGCAGCUCCUCAAAAUAUUGAUAUCAUGUUGAAGCCUCAAUAAAAAUUCGUGAGUCGAUAUUUUCAAUUUGAGUGUAAAAGAUAUGAGAUAAUUAUGAUAUAUUUAGACACAUCCUAGGAUAUAAGUGUGUAUGUAUGUGACAGGAUAUAAGUGUGUAUGUGCGUUUCCUAUUACGAAAGUGUGAUUAAAUUUUUUAAAUAUUUAAUAUGGACCACUACAAUUUUAAUGAUUUAUUAAUGUUUGUAAAAAGAAAUCAUAAAGGAGAGUUCAUAUGUAA
Molecule: messenger RNA, 1744 nt
Organism: Nylanderia fulva
Lineage: Eukaryota; Metazoa; Arthropoda; Insecta; Hymenoptera; Formicidae
Source: RefSeq, a predicted model, not a curated record